GAGAGCGGCUCCGCAGCCCCGCGCCCCCGCGCCUCCGGGCCUCCUCCAAGAGCCAGCUCACUGAGCAGAGCCCGGCGGGCGGGCGGCAGGAUUUGGGAACUGUAGGUGGGGAGGGACUAAGGCUACCGCCCCCGGGCCUGCGGAGCCAGCUCCCCGCGGGCUGGGGAUGUAAAAGCCUUUCCAGAUCUCUGCUCCCGGCCUCAGUCGGAGUUCCUCCAGGAGCCCAAGGAGCGCAGUGCUCAGCGAGCUAGGACCUCGGUCCAGGACCGAGAGAGCUGGAGACAAAGACACCCUAGAGCCCCCCCUCCCUACCCCUGUCCUUGUCUCCGCCUGCCGGUCCCUUGCUCCGAACCGGUGCAGGGCCGCCUAGGACAAGACCCCGCGGCGGGACAGGGGAGAGCCGGCUGGGCCCGGAGCCGCUCCGGGGUUUAUGCCCUAGUCGGUUCGGGCCCGGCGGGGGACGUGGCUGCAGAGGAUGGGGAAAUCCAACAGCAAGUUAAAGCCUGAAGUGGUAGAAGAACUGACCAGGAAGACUUACUUUACUGAGAAGGAAGUCCAGCAGUGGUAUAAAGGCUUCAUCAAGGAUUGUCCCAGUGGCCAGUUGGAUGCUGCAGGAUUCCAGAAGAUCUACAAACAGUUCUUCCCCUUUGGUGACCCCACCAAGUUUGCUACGUUUGUUUUCAAUGUCUUUGAUGAAAACAAAGAUGGGAGGAUAGAGUUCUCGGAGUUCAUCCAGGCACUCUCGGUGACCUCUCGGGGGACCCUGGAUGAGAAGCUAAGAUGGGCAUUCAAGCUAUACGACUUGGAUAAUGAUGGCUACAUCACAAGGAAUGAGAUGCUGGACAUUGUAGAUGCCAUUUACCAGAUGGUGGGUAACACUGUGGAGCUUCCAGAGGAGGAGAACACCCCAGAAAAGAGGGUGGAUCGGAUCUUUGCCAUGAUGGACAAGAAUUCAGAUGGAAAGCUGACACUGCAGGAGUUCCAGGAGGGCUCAAAGGCUGACCCUUCCAUUGUCCAGGCACUGUCCCUCUACGAUGGGCUUGUAUAGUCCUAAGGCCAGAGCAGGGAUGCCUGCAGACUGCCUGCCUCCCUCUGUGCCAUCAGACCACCUCAGUAAUGAAGCUCGUCCACUUGUCUCUCUCUCUCCAGCCUUCCUUUACGCACAGCAGGGCUGCACACGAAAUGUGAGGUCCCUUUCCCCCAUUCCUUCUCACCCUCUGCAUCCCCUUACUGUGCCCUGAAGUCACUGUCUCCAUUUGCCAACUUCUGCUCGUCGGAGGAAAAACAGCGGCAAUUACCUGCAGAACAAGGACACCUACUGCAUCACAGAAGAGCCUCAUUGUUUUCUCUCUCAUGCCCAUGCUUUUAUUUUUUAUUUAGAACAGACAUUUUUAAAAAUGCCCUUCUGUUCUAGAACAUGUAGACUGAAAAAUGAUGAUGGCCCUGGGUUACUCAGAAAAUUCUCCAGCUUCCUUCCUACUGGUGGCUGGAAAGAUUGUUGGGAAGAUAUGGCUUUGGUUCUUGGACUGGGCCAGAUGUGUUUGGGAGAUGAUUGAUGUUUUUUUGUCAUCCAGUCCUUUUAGCAGCAGAACAACCUGCGUGGCUAGGAUGAUUUAUUAUUAUUAAUUUUUAUCAUUAUUAUUUUUCGUGAUAUCAGUAUUGUGUUUUUUUUGUGGGAAAGUGAGUUUUUUUAUACAUAUAUAUGAUCAAUAUCUUUAUUUAUUGGUUGUUAACUGUUGCUGCUGUCUGGUAUGUCUGAGCCCCAAGUGUCCAGGGGCAAAACGUUUACAUGUGCACGCACGCCCCCAUGCUCGCUCAGGAGGACGGUGGCCCACAGUGGCCAAGAAGCCAAAAAUACUUUCCCAGAUACUGUGCUUGGUUUUUGGACUGGGGUUAGGGAUGAAAUUCUUGAAAGGGGUUACAUACCCGUCUCUCUUCCAGACGCUUGCUUCUCUGGGUUCCCUUGCUUCCUCACGGCUUCCUCCUUUCCCUUGUCCUCCUUCCUUUCUCCCCCCCUUCCCCCUUCCCCCCAGCAUUCUUCUGCAUGGCUCUCAUGCUCAUGCUCAGAAAGAGACCCCAGCUGCUUUUGCAUUCAGAUUUUCAUUUGGCCUGGAUGCCUUUUCUUGCUUCUUGCUUUUGUGUCUUGGGCAGAGUAGAGGAAUUGAGUUUCUUGAAAGGUUGCACCAAAAAAGACUGUUUUGGGGAGAGAACUCAACGGAUUCUUUUAGUGGAGAGCUUAGAGAAGGGGAAAUCCACUGUAUUCACAGAAGAGUGAACUGCUGCUGUUAGCCAAAUCUUGAGUAUCCCUCUCUCUUUUGGGAAGCUUGCAAAUGAUUCCCAAAUCUUCCCACUUGUCAUAUUCCCUUCUCCCCCAAUCCUUCCUUCCCCAAGGAAAGACACAGGAAUUUAAGUAUUUGUACCCCUUUGGCUCACACAUAGUAGACACUUACCUAAAUGUUUAUUGAAUUGAGUUUUCCUUGGGUCCAGUGGGUGAACAAUUAUAGGGAAAGAAGCUUGUUCAGAGAGAUAGUUUCCUAUCAAUUUGACUCAAUUGGACAAUCAUUUAUUUAGCUCCUACUAAGUGAAAGGGUGGUAGGCCCUGAGAAUAUGAAGACAAAAACAAAACAUUCCUGGCCCUCCAGGGGCUUACAUUCUAUGGUCUAUCAGGCAGUAGCCUUGUAUCUCUUUGGGGGGGAAGCUCUAACCUCUUCCUGGAAGUUGAGAAAAAUAGCUAAACCACGAUAUUCUAGAAAAUGUUGCCAAAUCUUUUAGAGGGAAGGACAAACAGAAAACCAGCCAGAGAGUUCCAUGGGUGAUGCCAUGUAACUUUCUGUUUCCUUUGAUGUUUGAUGAAUGUCCUGCCAUCUUGUUUUUCCUUCAAGUCUAAAAGAGGGAAGAUAAUGUGUGAGGCCUGGCUAUUCACAGCUCUUAGCACUUUCCCUUAGCUAGAUAAUUGGGAAGUGUUAUGACUGGCCUGUAGGGAGCAUGCCUUAUAAAUUCAGUCCUAUUACAGUGACAAUUAAUGUCAAUCACCCAAGAAUUAGCAUCCUGGUCUUUGUGUUUUUAUUCCCUUACUAUCCCUGCUCUGACCUAUUACCACAGAGUUGGCCUUGGAAACAGCUGGUACCCAGCAUGACUUGGUUGACGUCUGCCCUUAUCUGAAACCCUAGUCCCCACUGUGGGCAGAUAACCUUGGACAUUUUGUGGGCCACAUCCCUCUCUCCUUCUCCAUAGUUCCUUGUCCCUUCUGCGCUUCUCUGACAAAGAUCUCUCUUCUGGGGAAGGGGCAUUCUGGACUUUGUGACUGCUCACCCUAUCUAAACACUCUGCUAUGUCUUCCUUUUGAUAUCUAGAGUUUUCAAACCCACAUAAGGCUCAAACCCAAAGCUUCUCCUACAGCCACUUAUCCCCCUGCCCCAAAAUCCCAACCAUCCUCUUUCUUUGGGGUCUUGUGGGCUCUCCUUCCUGCCCCCUCCAUGAUGCCCCCCCCACUGCUGUUUUGUUGUGUGAACUGCAGCUAGUUUUGAUUCCUUAUCCAGAUCUUCACCUCUUAUUUUAACUCCAGGGGAUGAGGGUGGGACCAUUGGGAUCUCAUGGCUUUAUUCGCUGGCAUUUUCAAGGGUCACCCUUCCUCCUUGGGGGAAACAGUAUGAAAAUUCUUCUUAUACAGCUCAAGCUUGUUCUCCCUUUCCACCAACCUCAACAUACUUGGGGAGGGUGUUGGGUAUGAGCAAGUUAGGGAGUGAGUCCUUAUCCUCUCUAAACCAAGGAGGACCCUUCCUGGUUAAGUUUUCUCUCUGCCUUUGUCUAUUUCCUAAAGAGCUCCCUUACCUUUCUCUUGGCUGUGAUGCUGGGUAAAGAAUCUUCUUAAGCUCAACCAGAUGGCUUGUUGAGGAAUUUCUUGGAUCAGAGAUUGAGGAGGCACUGUUGUUUAAGUCUGUAUGCCUCCUGACCCAUUUGUGGGCUCUCUGAGCUCCCAUAAUCAUCUCUUAACAUGGAUAGCACCUUUAUUGGGCUAGCUAUGGAAAGAUACUUCUUCCAGCUCCCUCCUGAAUGCUGAAGGCUAGACUUCCUAGGGUUUUUUCAAUUGGCAAAGACAGCUGGGCCGGGCCAGAGAAUUCCACUGGGGAGCAACCUUCCCCCUCUCUUAGGCUCCCUGACCAGAUGUUAAGAAUCACAUGAAAUAACAAAUUACCAGUGUCAAGCAGAGAGGCGGUAUCACUGAGUGGAAAUCAGACCUGGGUUCAAGUUCCUUUUCUGCCUCCUAUUUGCUAUAUGAUUUUGGGCAAGCUGCUUCCUUUUUCUGAGCCUCAGUUUCCCCAUGAGUGGGGACAGAUGGGCAGGGCUGAUUAUCUAUCUGACUUUCUUUGGGAUUUGGUUGUUUCAAAGAGAAGGUGAGCACUAACUAGCCAGGGUGGACUAUGAUUGGUGGUAAGGGUAGAAAUGUUUGUUUUCCCUCACCAUCCCCCACAAAAAAAUAAAUCAUAAACAGACCCCUUCCUCUUUGUGAAUAAAAAAAAAAUCAACAGCUUUCUGGCCCUCUCUUCCCCAACCACCACUCCUUUGGUAGCACUAUCACCCAUAGAAAGAGAGGGAGGCAGCUAAUAGGCAUGCCUUCUUGCCUCUUAUUUCAAACUCUCAUUACCUUUUACAUUUUCCUCUUGUGGACUAUAUCCACCCAAGUAAUUGACCCAUGACAAACUAACCUUUAGCAGGUGGGUCCUUUCUUCAUGUUAUAGGGGUCAGCUGAUGUGGGUACUAUAUACCAAUGCAGUGUUUGAUGAAACCUAAAAAAGUCCCUGAUAACUGUAAGUAUUUCCUGGUGAAUUGGGGGAAGGGGAGGGAAUAUGCAUUUAUAUAGCACCUACUAUGUGUCAGACACUGUGCCGAGUGCUUUACAAAUAAUAUUUCAUUUGAAUUAAGAUUUCCUUUGGAUACAAUGUCCCCUCUCUGUUCCACCUCAGACUAAAUUUGGGAUAAGUUUUUUGGAGUCUUUCAAUGGCUACAUAGAGAUUAGGGCCAUAUAUAUGGCUUCUGAAUGGCAAAGUUCAGAAAGGUCAGCCUCCAUUGCUGCUCUCGAAUUGUUCUUGUGAAUAAUACUGUGUUUUCCUCUUCUUCCCUCUUAUGGAAGGAAUUCUGUGUGUCUUGGCUCAUCAGAUGUAGUUUUUUGGAGGGGGGGGGUCAUCUCAUUCAUGCCUUCUUACAUAAGACCAUUUUUGUGUCCAGUGAGACCUACUUGAGGUACCAGAGUUAGCACAUGGAACCUUGAGAGUUGUGCUGCCCUUUCCUUAAGUGACCCCAGGCAAGUGGUUUCCUUUUUUUUUUUUUUCAAUUCAGGUUCCCUAUCUGUGAAGUGGGGAUGAUGCCAAUCUACAGCAUGCCUUAAAGGAGGUCAUGCUGAGUAUCAAAAAUAUUCCUGAACAUUAGGAUUAAGGAUGAGUAGUGUGGAGUAUGUCUCUAGAAGGCUCUCCAUGCCCUCUUCCCUCUUGCUGUUAAUGACAUGUAGGUCCCACAAAGGCAGCAUAGUGCUUUCCAAGAAGCCCAUUCUUAUCUUGCUGGUGGAGAUGGAGGUCAUUCAUUAUUUCCUUGCUACAGGUUGUAUAGUAAAGGCCCAUCUUGAUGAUAGAUCCCCAUAGAAAGCAUCACUCCAGUCUUUCCCUAUAAUCUUCCACCUCCCCCCUCCAUUCCCCCCCAUUUAGCCUGGAUCCUUUCUUUUGCAAGUCUCCUGGUCCACAAAUCCUUUAAGGAAUCUUUAUUUAGUACCCCAGCCCCUGAAGGAAUUCCUUUCACUUCCACUGUUUUUUUUCUGCAUGAUGCCUGGACCCAUUUCAGAGCUGCUUCUCUGGGUCCUGGCUUCUUUGCUCACAAGUGACAGACAUCUCUUCCAGUGAUGCCCAGGUACCAGGAGGGAACCUUGAGCCUCCCAGGUGGGGAAGACAAGAGCCAAUACCAUGUGUUCUAUCUAAUCUGGCUGGGGACAAGAAUUUUCAGAUUCUGGGCUGUUCCCUGCUGUAUCUGCUCCUACCCCCGCUGAUCCUUAGCCCCUAUCCCAGCCUUUGCCUCCCAACAUGUCUGCUUCCUACUUUUUGUUGAUGGUGACUUGUGAGAAUUUCAUAAUUUUCUAGUGAUUAAAUAUUUAACCAUGCAGCAUUUCAAAUAAUGUUAAGACAAAUGUACACAUCAUUUAUACUGACAUCUCUUCCUUAUGAAAUGCUUUUAAGUUUGACAACAAACUUCCUUAUGAGACAGAUGUCAGUCUUUUCUUAAAGGGACACUGUCUCCUUAUUCUAGGUGGUGGGUGCUCAUACUCAGUAACUCCAGGCCUGGAACGGUUUCUUCCAGAAAUCUGCCUCUACUGUUGACCUAGGAAAACCGAGUCUGAGUUUUAGAGCCGGACGCUGAGACCCAUGUACACUCCCUGGUGGUAAUAAGUAGUUACUACACCCACUUUUCCAGGGCUCUCCGUUCAUCUUGGGGAUAUAUAAGUUGGUCAGCCAGGUGAUUUCUGCUGUUUUUUUUUGGACAAGGAAGCUAAGGGUUUGGGUGGGAAGGAGGCUUCGGUUUAAAAAUGCUUUAGGCUUCUGGUUCCAGUUUUCCUACAAUGUUUCUUUCAACUACUUCUUAACCCACCCCCAGAUUUGCUACCGCUUCCCCCACCCACUCCUCACCCCAAGGGAUGUCAGAAUUAAUUAGCUUAUGGUCACUGUGAUCUGAAGCCUUGCCCUUUUUUUUUUUAAAAGAUAUCUGCAGAAUAAUUCCAAUGAUCGAUUUUUGAAUGAAUAAAGUUUUUGUUGAAUAACACAGCUGGUCCCAUCUUCUGUUGUAUAGCCCUGGUCAGCCUCCCUACCUGUAGUGAUGGUCCCUCAAUAGGCCUGGUUGUUUUCUAUUUUCUAGAGACGGGGUAAAUUCAAGGUACCCUUCCCCUUCGUGGAUUUUCUUCCCCACUUCUCUUCUUGGGAAACUAACAUUGGCAUCAGACUUGGGAUCCUAGGCUCAUCCUAGAUUCAUAAAUCUGGAGCUGAAAGGACCUCGUGGGCCCUUUAGUCCAACCGCCUCAUUUUCCAUAGAUGUCUUUCGUAGCUUUGACAGCUCACCCCACAGGGCAACAGCUUGAGAAUAUUUGGGUUCCAGCCCCAGCUUUGCCUACUAGCUUCCUGUAUGACUGUAGGCAGGCACGUCACUCCCACUCUCUGUGACUCAUCUGUCCAAUGGCACCCACCAGUCCAGUCCCACCUACCUCACAGGGUUGUUGUGGGGGUCCACUGAGCUGAGAUGAUGGACAGGAGUGGACACUUUGCAAAGCUGAGAGUGACAUGUAAAUAGAGAGCAUUAUAAAUUGUCAUUGUUCCCCCACUUAGGAGUUUUGUCUUGUUUGGAAACAAAUCAGGUGGCUCUUUAAGAGCAGCAAAGUUUCCUGGGGGUGCUGGGUUUUUCUUUCCUUUUUUUUUUUUUUUUGGUUGGCUUGCUUGCUAGUCUCUGCCUUCUUCCCUGCUGGAGAUGCCUUUCUGCCUGGUGUGCAUGUGUGUGUGUGUGUGUGUGUGUGUGUGUGUGUGUGUGUGUGU
Messenger RNA from Phascolarctos cinereus (koala), 7562 nucleotides. It is a transcript of the gene NCS1, whose product is annotated as neuronal calcium sensor 1. NCBI's taxonomy places the organism in Eukaryota, Metazoa, Chordata, Mammalia, Diprotodontia, Phascolarctidae. Gene Ontology annotation, molecular function: calcium ion binding; calcium sensitive guanylate cyclase activator activity. The record is from RefSeq and is a predicted model, not a curated record.